CAGGAAAAAAAAUUAACCUGUUGUUUGUGUUUUUUUUUCAUUAUAACUAUAAUUUCUUCUCUCGAACUACAAUAAAAAAACAAACUUUUCUUUAAGUUUAUUUUUCCAACAAAGAAAAAAAACUCAGCAGGAAAUCAACAAUUUCGCAAAGAGUAAAAAAUAAUAAGAGACAUUUAAAUUUUGCAUUCGAUUAUUAUGAGAGAAAAAUGUUAAUUUUCGACGAAGAUUUAGAACUCGAUUCCUUACCAGCAAAUAUUUAUAAGGAAUUAGUUUAUGAACUUAAUCAAGAUUCAGGAUGGCGCACUCUGGGACAUUACGUUUCCAACGAAUUGGGUUGUUUCGGAGAGCAAUUUUGGAUUCGAGAAUUCGAGCAAAAUAAAUUUACAAACAAUCAAACACCUGCGGAAAAAUUACUAUUUGAAUUACGAAUUAAAAUGUGCACUGUUGGUGUCCUGAGUUCUUUACUUGAAGAUUGUGGAUUAUUAAAAGUAUUAUCAAUUCUGUCUUCCCCAGAACCUCUAGUCAUUAUACAACAACCAAAUUCAACUUCAGAUGACAUUCAAAUAAAUAUGGACCAACAAUUAAAAUUAAUUUGCAAAGCAACUGGAAUGCCACCACCGAAUUAUUUAUGGUAUCAUGGAAAUAUUCCCCUCCCUGAUUAUACAACUGAAGAAUUAAACUUUAAAAUAACAAACCUUAAUGAAGAAGGUGAAUAUAAAUGUAAAAUCUGUCAAAUCUGUCAAGAUGGAAGUUGCAUGAAUGAAAUAUAUUCUGAAUCGAUAUUUCUAACAAUAAAGCCAAUUGCUGUUGUUAUUGAAGAACAACCACAGCCAACUUUAUAUGUUAAGGAAGGGGAUAAACUUUUGUUAAAUUGUAAAGCAAACAAUCAUUCAAAGGCCAAUUUUCAAUGGUUUCGAGAUAAUACAAAAUUGGAUGAUCAAACGUCACAUAUACUUUCAAUAAGUAAUUUUGGAGGAAAAGAUGAGGGAAAAUACUACUGUUAUGUAUUUAAUGAAAUUAGUGAAGUUUAUACGCAAAGAAGCUACGUGAUGGUGGAUCUUCCAAGACAAAAAUCAGUUGCAAAAAUUGCUUUACUAAUUGCAAACGAAGACUAUCAAUUCCAAACGAAAUUGAGUACACCAAAAGCUGACGUGGCAAGAAUUGCAAAUAUUUUAGAUGGAAUUGGAUUCACUGUAAUUUGUUUAAUUAAUUUAAAUUUAAAUGAAAUGAGAAAUGCAAUAUCUAUCUUUAGCGAGGCAUUGGUUGAUGGAGUUUAUGGUCUAUUUUAUUUCGCUGGUCAUGGAUUUAAAAUGCAAGAAAGUUACAUGCUGCCCAUCGAUGCGCCAGAAGUUUAUCUGAGAAAUAAUGCAAUUUGCGAGAGUCAAUUAUUAUCCAUGAUUUUAAAAAACGAUCCUGCUCUAUUCGUCAAUAUUUUAGAUGUCUGUCAAACAGUUCCGUCCAAAGAAAUCAAUCCAGAAAUUCACAAAGAAAUUCCCUUAGUGAAUGAAUAUAAAGGGGGAAAAAAUCUGAGAAAUUUAAUUCAAGCUUAUUCAACGUCAAGUCAUCGUCCAAGUUAUGAGAGAAGUGGCAACGAAUGUGGAGUGUAUGCAAAACAUCUUAGCAAAUUUCUCGAUAUGGAUAUACCAAUAAUCAAAGUUUUUGAAGAAGUUGGAAAAUCUAUUGACACGUGGUUAAAAGGAAAAGCAAGAAAUCAAAUUCCUAUGGUUUCAUCAACAAUAACAAAACCAUUUCGCCUAACUGACUCUACCUCAGGGAAUAAACCUCCGUCAGCAUUUAGUAAAAUUAUCCAAUUAAUAUCAUUUCCGGAAAAAAUUAUUGACAUUAGUUUUGAGAAAUGUGAAAUAAAAGGGAAAAUAUCGAUUUCACCGUUUAUAAAACCAUAUUUAAAUAUUAUUCGAAUUUGUUUAUUAAAUGCCGAUAAUUAUGAUGUCAAUUAUUAUAAUUCUGUUCCAUCAGAAACCAAUAGUUUGUAUCAAAAUUUGAAGAAAAAAGAAUGUUGGGUUCAUAAUCCACAAUAUACAAAAGGACCACUGGUAAUAUGCCUUUUGAAAAAUGGCGUUCCGAUUGGGGCAGCUUUAUUUGAUUUUAUGGACCAUAUUCCACCUUUAUUACAUCGUUUGAAAUAAAU
Leptopilina heterotoma is the source of this 2149-nucleotide messenger RNA. Its product is annotated as mucosa-associated lymphoid tissue lymphoma translocation protein 1-like. Gene Ontology annotation, molecular function: cysteine-type endopeptidase activity. The record is from RefSeq and is a predicted model, not a curated record. Gene Ontology annotation, biological process: proteolysis. The coding region runs from base 207 to 2147 and encodes 646 amino acids. NCBI's taxonomy places the organism in Eukaryota, Metazoa, Arthropoda, Insecta, Hymenoptera, Figitidae. The transcript is spliced from 11 exons.